This is a messenger RNA of Amyelois transitella, 1409 nucleotides long. RefSeq lists its product as uncharacterized. The record is from RefSeq and is a predicted model, not a curated record. NCBI's taxonomy places the organism in Eukaryota, Metazoa, Arthropoda, Insecta, Lepidoptera, Pyralidae. Gene Ontology annotation, cellular component: nucleus. The transcript has 2 exons. Gene Ontology annotation, molecular function: DNA binding. Bases 251 to 1252 code for a protein of 333 amino acids.
CCCCGCACCAGUGGUCAGCCUUUUCCGGCUAAUAUCCUAUAAGAAUAGCGUUCUAUUGCAAAUAAUCCAAUCAGGUCACUUUUGAAAAAGGCUUUGGCUUCUUAUUGGUCAGUUCGGAAGAUCAGAAUGACGCCACGCGGUUGCAAGAAAUAGUAUUCGGGUUCCAUUUCAACGUUGUCACUUGGCGAGUGAAGAGGCGGCGUGCGCGCUAAAAUUUUCUUAGUGGGAGGUGUCCGAGAAGAAGUUCCAUAUGUCUCUUUCGAGACCCAUAUUACAAUACCCCGAAGAGAAACAUACUCAAGCUUUAGACGCUAUUAAAAAUGGCAUGUCUAUUAGAGAAGCUAGUAGAAACCAUGGGGUUCCUCGAGGCACAAUUCAAGAUAGACUUCAUCUACGAGUUCCUGAAGGGCCUAGAAAAAUGGGUCCAGAUUCCGUCCUUAACAAAUUAGAAGAAGCAGAAAUUGCAACGUGGUUGAAAGAGAUUGCAACUUGUGGUUUCGGGAUGAAACCUGACAACCUUCUUAAUACUGUCCAGGAUAUGAUGAUAGAAGACGGCAGGCCUAACCCGUUUGUAAAUGGAAGACCAGGCAAGAAGUGGAUGAAUUCUUUUUUCAGACGUAACAAUAUGUUUUCAAUGAGAACACCUGAAGCUAAUUCAAAGGGAAGGGCAGUAAUAACUGAAGAGAGUAUAAUAAAGUGGUUUGAGAAACUCACAGAUUAUCUAAGGGAAAAUCAAGCACUCGACGUGUUAGAGGACUCCAAAAGAAUUUUAAACGGUGACGAAACAAGCUUCAUGCUAUGCCCAAAAACGGGAAAAGUGAUAGCGCCCAGAGGAUAUAAAAAUGUAUACCAAAUAGUAAAGGGCAAAGAAAAGGAAGCAGUCACGGUUUUAGCUUUUCUUUCCGCUAUGGGCGAUAUUUUACCUCCCUGUGUAGUUUUCCCGUACAUCAGACCCCCCAAAGAUGUUAUAAAUAGUAUGCCUGAUGGUUGGUUUCUCAGUAAAUCUGACACUGGUUGGAUGAAGGCAGAUAUUUUCUUCGAUUAUAUUUCUAAAUGUCUAUCCAAGUGGAUAGAUGAAAACAAAGUGAAAAAACCAGUACUGGUUUUUGUCGACGGUCACAAAACUCACAUGACAAUGAAGCUGAGUAAAUACUGUCAUGAAAAUAACAUCAUUUUGUUAUCAAUAAACUCAUUUCCCUUUUCAACUGACUUAAACAAAGGAAGAGGUACUCAAUUUGAAAAAAAAUUUUAGAUGACGUGUCAGCAACUUGUUCCAAAUAACCAAACCUGAACUUCUAUUCCAUCAUUAUGCCAUCUAACUAAACAUGGCCUUCUGACUCUUAUGACUUUCGACUCUGUCCACCAAAUAAGGGAUUAAGACGUGACAUAUGAGUCUGUAACUCACCCAC